Molecule: messenger RNA, 1257 nt
Organism: Tetrahymena thermophila SB210
Lineage: Eukaryota; Ciliophora; Oligohymenophorea; Hymenostomatida; Tetrahymenidae
Product: cyclic nucleotide-binding domain protein
Exons: 15
Biological process (GO): nucleocytoplasmic transport; activation of GTPase activity
Cellular component (GO): perinuclear region of cytoplasm; nucleus; cytosol
Molecular function (GO): GTPase activator activity; small GTPase binding
Source: RefSeq, a predicted model, not a curated record
AUGAUAUAAUAGAAAAAAUAUUAUAGAAAUCUAAAAGAUUUUUAUAAAUCUGAAUAUUAAUCUCAUUCAGUUCUUGAAAUUGAUCUAAAGUCUUAUUAAAUUGGUCCUGCAUCAAAUUUAAGUUCUGCUUUAGCAAAAUGCACUAAUCUCUCAAAUUUGACACUUAGUCUUGAGUAGAAUAAAAUUGGCUCAAUUGGUGUAUCAGGCUUAGGUUAUGGUUUAGCAAAGUGCAAUAAUCUCUCAAUUUUGACGCUUAAUCUCUAUAACAAUUAAAUUGAUAAUGAAGGUGUGUUAGGCUUAGGUUCUGCUUUAGCAAACUGCACUAAUCUCUCAAAUUUAACACUUAAUCUCUAGUCUAAUUUAAUUAAUGCUAUUGGUGCAUCAGGCUUAUGUUCUGGUUUAUCAAAAUGCAAUAACCUCUCGAUUUUAUCACUUAAUCUCAUUAGCAAUUAAAUUGGUGCAACUGGUGCAUCAGGCUUAGUUUCUGCUUUAGUAAACUGCACUAAUCUCUCAAAGAUACUUAAUCUUUAAUACAAUUAAAUUGGUGAAAUAGGUGCAUCAGGCCUAGGUUUUGCUUUAGCAAAAUUGAAUAGUCUCUAAAAUUUGAAACUUGAUUUAGGUUACAAUAAAAUUGGUGCAAUAGGUGUAUCAGAUUUAGUUUCUGCUUUAGCAAAUUGUAGUAAUCUCUCAAAUUUGACACUUAAUCUAGAGUAGAAUUAAAUUGGUGAAAUUGGUGCAUAAAACUUAGGAUUUGCUUUAGUAAAGUGCAAUAAUCUCUCAAAUUUAGCACUUAAUCUUUAUUAUAAUUAAAUUGGUGCAGUAGGUGCAUCAGGUUUAUGUAAUGCUUUAAUAGACUGCUCUAAUCUCUAAAAUUUAGAUCUUAAUCUCUAGCGAAAUCUAAUUGGUUCAAUAGGUGCAUCAGGCUUAGGUUCUGCUUUAGGAAAGUACACUAAUAUCUCAGGUUUGGCACUUAAUCUUGAAAACAAUAAAAUUAGUUCUAUUGGUAUAUUAUACUUAGGUUCUGCUUUAGUUAAUUGCUCUAAUCUCUCAAAUUUGACACUUAAUUUUGGGUUUAAUUAAAUUGAUGUUGAAGGUUACCUAGGCUUAUGUUCUACUUUACUAAUAUGCAUUAAUCUUUCAAAUUUAACAAUUAAACUCUAUCAAAACAAAAUCAGUGAGUUUGAACAAUUGAAAGUAAAGGGUAAAUGUCUUAAAUCAAAAAGAUUGGUUAUCUUUAAAAUAAUAAAUAAAUGGUGA